UCAGCAACCGCACACCCUGGUCCACAAGGAACUCCUCCUGUCACACACACACACACACACACACACAAAGAGGAGGAAGAUGUGCGACGUGCAGCUGCUGCGGGAGUCGGUACAUGAGCGGAUCAGCGCCGCCGCCGAAGACUUUCUGCUGCAGCUGGAGGAAGGAGGAGAAACGGCUCGAGUCCCGGAGCUGAGAGCGAUGCUAACCGAGCGGCUAACGGCGGCGGCGGAGGAGAUCGUCGCGGUGUUCGAAGACAGAAUGGAGCGGUCCGAGCGGGAGCUCUGCCGCCAGAGGAGGCUGCUGGAGGCCGUGAUGAAGCCCCAACUCCGGCUGCACCGAGUUGUGUGUCCUGCUGAUGUACAGCAGCUGAUGGUGAAUAAAGAAGAGGUUCCCCCUGAGCAGCAGCAGUGGAGCCCCCUUGUGGACCAGGAGGACCCAGAGCCCCCCCACAUUAAAGAGGAACAGGAGGAACCGUGGACCAAUCAGGAGGGAGAGCAGCUUCAACAACUUGAGCAGGCUGAUAUCAAGUUCACAUGGACUGCUGUCACUAUGAAAAGUGAAGAAGAUGAAGAGAAACCUGAGUUGUCACAGCUUCAUCAGAGUCAGACUGAGGAGAACAGAGCGGACUGUGGAGAACAAGAACCAGCCAGGAACUCAGGUCCUGAUGGGCAUUUACAACAAGGUCCUGAGGACAAGACUGAAGACUCUUCUGAGACUGAUGACAGUGAAGAUGAUUGGAUGCAGACCAGGGAACCUCAGUCUGGUUUAAAUACAAAAAAUAGCAAACAACCUCUAAGUGAUAUGAAAAGUAAAACUGGUAAAAAGGCAUUUGGUUGUUCUGAGUGUGAUAAAAGAUUUCUUCAAAAGGGCAAUCUAACUGAGCAUAUGAGGAUUCAUACAGGAGAGAAACCAUUUGGUUGUUCUGACUGUGGUCAAAGAUUCAGACGAAAGUGCUCUCUAACCAUACAUGUGAGGAUUCAUACAGGAGAGAAACCAUUUGGUUGUUCUGACUGUGGUCAAAGAUUCAGACAAAAGAGCGUUUUAACUGUACAUAUGAGGACUCAUACAGUAGAGAAACCGUUUAGUUGCUCCGAGUGUGGGAAAAGAUUUUUUCAAAAGGGCGAUCUAACUGUACAUAUGUGGAAUCAUACAGGAGAGAAAGCAUUUGGUUGUUCUGACUGUGGUCAAAGAUUCGGACGAAAGAGCGUUUUAACUGUACAUAUGAGGACUCAUACAGGAGAGAAACCGUUUAGUUGCUCCGAGUGUGAUAAAAGAUUCAGACGAAAGAGCCAUCUAAACGUCCAUAUGAUGAUUCAUACAGGAGAGAAACCGUUUAGUUGCUCCGAGUGUGGGAAAGGAUUUCUUCAGAGUGGCGCUGUAACUGUUCACAUGAGGUCUCAUACAGGAGAGAAACCGUUUAGUUGCUCUGUGUGUGGUAAAAGAUUUAUCCAAAAACACGCACUGGAAAAACAUGAUAGAAGUCAUACAGGAGAGAAAGCACUUAGUUGCUCCUAGUGUUGUAAAAGAUUUAAGUAACAUCGUUUGCAACAAAAUUAUUUAUUAAGAUUUGUCAAACUAUUCAUAUUGUCCAUAUUCAUAGUUCACUUUUGUAAAUAGAGAAUUUAGAAUUCCCCCUUUCACCUGUUUUUAUCAGUUAAACAAUUUGAAUGUUCAUACAAAAUACAACUCAUUGAAUAACAUGAAAGAUUUGUGUUGAUAUUUCUUGUUUCUCCUGAAUUACGCCUCAUAUAAUACACAACUAUACUGUGAAGGAAAUAAGUAUUUGAUCCUUUGCCGAUUUUGCAAGUUUGACCACUGACUAAUAAAUAAACAGUCAUUGUAACAGUCUGCUAAACCUGGCAGGUUAUGCAGACUGUUUUAUUCUGUUAUUUGGGUUGGGCUUUUUUUGUUCUUUAUGUUCAACUAUGUGUUGGGUUAUUUCAGUGAGUAAUUUGUUGUCUUUGUACACAUAGUGACUCCCCUCGCAUAAAUACCUGAAGCUUUAGGGAGUGGACCAUUUUAAUAAACACACCUAUCCCUCGCUUCAAGGCCAAGGCAAAUAUAACAACUGCUGUACAGCCGCGGCACAAAAAUAUUAGCAGAUAGGACGACAGGACGCUAGCAGAGGCAAUUCACAACCAUACAGACCUAACGAUUAAAGUUUAACACCCCUCGCCGAGCGGAACGAGGUAAGGUAGCGGGUUCUAUUCACUUUGCUGCAGGUAGCACGGAAUGGGAGUCGCUAUGUCACAUUAACUCGCCCAACAUAUUCUCACGUGGUUGUUUGUUUAUGUAUUUUAACGGUUGUAUUUGGCUUUUAUUGAAUAAUUAUGUUGCAUUUGGUUUCAUUUUAGUUUUACGGUGUUGUACGGCGCCACGAUGAGGUGAAAUAAUAAAGAGCCGUGACAUCA
This is a messenger RNA of Limanda limanda (common dab), 2412 nucleotides long. Its product is annotated as gastrula zinc finger protein XlCGF57.1-like. Gene Ontology annotation, biological process: regulation of transcription by RNA polymerase II. The record is from RefSeq and is a predicted model, not a curated record. NCBI's taxonomy places the organism in Eukaryota, Metazoa, Chordata, Actinopteri, Pleuronectiformes, Pleuronectidae. The coding region runs from base 80 to 1516 and encodes 478 amino acids. Gene Ontology annotation, molecular function: DNA-binding transcription factor activity; RNA polymerase II cis-regulatory region sequence-specific DNA binding. The transcript has 2 exons.